AUGGAGGGACCUAUCUAUGAUGAAAAUGAUAUGUGCAUAUUAUCAUGUGCUUUCCUUAUUUACAACUUUGAAUAUAACAAUUUUGAAAUAAAAGAGAAAUCAGAAAUUGUUAAACAAACUAAUAAGAAAAUUAAUAAAUAUGGAAAUUUUAUAUUACUUAGUAAUUAUAAAUAUGUAAAUAAUUUUUCAUAUACAACAAAUAUAUUACAUUACUUUUAUAAAAUAACGGAACAUUAUAUUUUUAAAUAUGUAAAUAGUAUCAUCAUUGAUUCCUUAUUUUUUUUUAAAUGUAUAAAUGAAAUAAAAUAUAAAUCUUCUGAUAAUUUCGAAAAAGAAAAAAUGAAAGAAAAUUAUAAUAUUAAACUUGAUGAAGACAACAAAAGGUAUAUGUGUCAUGACAACUAUCUUUUUGACUACAAUACUUUACACAAUUAUGUGGAACAAUUUAAGAAAAUAAAAGGUAAAAAAAAAAAAGAAAAGGAAAAAACUAUAAAGAAAAAUAUAAAUAUAGAAGAUGAUAAGAAGGUUGUAUUUACAAAUUAUGGUGAUCAAAUAAAUAUUAAUAAUAAUAACCAUAUGAAUGAUAACUCUUAUAUGAAGAAUAAAAAAAUGAAUAAUUCUGAACCUAUAUUAGCAUUUAAAAAAUCAUUUUUAUAUAAAAUAUGUGAAGUUAAUGAUAAUUUGCAUAAUAAGAAAAAUCGAAUGAUUUAUCUGACCAAAAUAUUUCGAAAAAUUAUUACUAGAAAAAAGAUAAGACAAUUUAUUUGUGAAAACGAGAAAAAAAAAAAAAAGAAAUAUUUACAAUUUUUUUUACAUUUAUCUUUAGGAAUUUUUAUAUACAUUUAUAUAUACAAAUAUAUAAAACAAAAUUAUAAAAGUAUUGAAUUUUUUAUCUUUUUAAAUAAUUUAAAAAAAAUCAAACAACUAUAUUUGGAUCAAAUUCCACAUAUGGACAAAGCAAACAUUUUGAAUUUUAUUAAGCACAUAAAGUUUAUAAACAUUCAAAUGUUUCAGUAUAUAUAUAUAUCAUUUUUUGUUAAUAUAUACAAGUUUGUUAAUUUUAUAUAUCACUUGGCAAUGUUGUCUCUAUAUAAUUACUUUAAAUAUUACUAUGAAUGUGAUAAGGAUUUAGAUAACAAUAACAAAAAUAAUAAUAAUAAUAAUAAAUAUAUAUUUAAUAUUAAUAGUGUUAAUAAUAUUUCGUUAGACAACAAUCAUAAGGACAAGAAAGAAGAUAAUCAUGAAUACAUAAAAGAAGAAUUUGAACAUAAAGGCUAUUCAAAUAAUAAUUCAUCCAAUUUUGAAAAUCAAAAUAUUAAAUAUCAUUCUUUACUUAUUAAUAAUGAAUAUAAGAAACAUUUAAUAUUCGACUGUUAUAUAUACAUUUUUAUUUUUUUCAAAUAUAUAAAACAUUUAAGAAAUACUAUGAAAUGCAAAAUUGAAAAAAUACAAAAUAACAUUAAAAAGAUAAUAAACAUAUUUAUCAACAUAUAUCAUAUAAAUAAAACAGAAAUAAAUAAAAAUAAAUGUAAUGUCUCUAAAAAGGUAAAUAUAUCAAAUUCCCACAAUCUUAUAAAUAAAGAUGAAAAUGUAAAAUUAAAUGAAAUGAAUCAUAACAUAUCAUGUAAUGAUCAUUUUUAUAAUAUAUAUUCCAACUACAUACAUUUAUCUAAAAAGUACAAAAAUUGCAUAAAAAUAAAUUACGAAAUUAUAAAAUCAAUUCAUUUGUUCCAUUUGUUAUUAAAACAUUUUUAUAAUUAUUUUCCUAUUUUGAAAAUCACGAAUAACCAAACAAACAACCUUAUUAUUUAUAAUUAUUAUGACAAAUCAUAUAUCUAUCCAUAUGAAAAUAAUAAUAAUAAUAAACAAAAUGUUAUAAAAAAUGUGGAAAAUCAAACAAUUGAUGUCUUAAAAAAUAAGGAAGAAAAAAUAAACAAUUUUAAUGUAUUUAAAAAUGUCAAUGAAUAUGAAUUGGAUUUUUUUUAUUUCAAUGAAACAAAAAAUGAUGAAAAUGGAACCAUUCAUAGUUUAGUAGAAUCAACCAAAAUGGAAAAUUUUGAUGAUAUUUUAUUAAGUGAAAAUGAAAAAGAAUUAUCUUCAUAUAAUUUGCCACAAAAUCAUAUAUCACAUGACUACUUAUUAGAAGAGGAAAAAGACCAACAUAAUUCUGUCAAUUUUUUAAGUUCAGAAAAAUUAUUUUUAUAUCUUAUUAACAAUAAAUUGGAUCACAUUUUACUUAAUGUUCAUAUGUAUAAUUUUUCAAACGAAAAUGGGACAAUAAAAUAUACCCCGAUAGAUGGAUAUAAUAUUCCUGUUCCUAAAGAAGAAAACGAUAUGAAUAAUAUGGUAUUACAAAUUGGGAAUGAGAAAUGUCAUAUAUACCAAAGUAGUGAUGUUUUAAAAUGUUUGAAAGGUCAAACGAGUGUUUAUAACAAAAUUGAAGAGAUAUUAAAUCAAUUAUUUAAUAAUAAUAUUAUGUUAAAUCAAUUAAAUUCUAAUAUAACUACUGAAAAUUAUGUAAAUUAUGUAAAUUAUGUAAAUCAUUUACAUAAAUACAAUAAAAACAUUUUGGAAAUAUAUGAUGAUCAUAUUUUUGAUAUGUACUAUAAAAUACCAAAAGAAAAAUCAAUAGAAACUGAAGAAUCAAUAAAAAAUAAAACGUUACUACAAGUUAAGAUAUUCUUAGAUUAUGAAAAGUUAUAUAACAAAAAAACAGUGGAAACACAAACAAUAGAAUCCGUUUUCAAAAAAGAUAAAUCUAUACAAAUUAUGAAGGACAAGGAAAUUUCUACAAUAACACAACAAUAUAGUCAAACACAAAAAGUAACCAACACAUUGUUUUAUUUAAAAGAUAUUUAUGAUUAA
Molecule: messenger RNA, 2865 nt
Organism: Plasmodium falciparum 3D7
Lineage: Eukaryota; Apicomplexa; Aconoidasida; Haemosporida; Plasmodiidae
Source: RefSeq, a predicted model, not a curated record